Messenger RNA from Cyphellophora attinorum, 996 nucleotides. RefSeq names its product Pre-mRNA-splicing factor cwc24. The record is from RefSeq and is a predicted model, not a curated record. The transcript has a single exon. Lineage: Eukaryota; Fungi; Ascomycota; Eurotiomycetes; Chaetothyriales; Cyphellophoraceae. The coding region runs from base 1 to 996 and encodes 331 amino acids. Gene Ontology annotation, cellular component: U2-type spliceosomal complex. Gene Ontology annotation, biological process: snoRNA splicing. Gene Ontology annotation, molecular function: metal ion binding.
AUGGCAGACACAGAAGUUGCUGACGUGCCUUUGGUGUCCUUUAAGAAGCGUGGCGCCAAAGCGAAAGCCAACCUACGGAAACGAGAGCCUACGCCGCCUGCGCAGUCAGACUCGGACUCUGGCUUCACAUCUUCUGAGGACGAGGGCGGGCGUGCAAUCAAGCGGAGAAAAACAAAUGCAACCGUGACUGCUUCAUCUACCAACAACAACUCAAGUCGACUGGACGCUCCUGCUGCGCCCACAACGAAAUUAGUCCCUCAAAGCCUCACGACGAAGGACGACGCCACCAAGACCGCAGACUGGUACGACGAAUCCUCCACCGGCAAACCCACCACCAAAUCCUCCUCCACAAAACAAGACGGCGCCGACCCCGACGGCACCUACCGCGGCCUGUCUUCCUACAGCAACUUCAUCACCACCAAUCCCGACCGCCACAUCCCCAAAACCGCCCAGAUCGGACCACAGAAGAACGCCUCCAGUAACGUGCGCACCAUAACAGUCACCGACUUUGCGCCCGACGUGUGCAAAGACUACAAGCAGACCGGCUUCUGCGGAUUUGGGGACAGCUGCAAGUUUCUUCACGCAAGAGAGGCAUAUUCGCAAGGGUGGCAGUUAGAUCGGGAAUGGGAGAUCAACACCAAGGGAAAGAAGCUGAAAGGCAGAACAGUCGCAUCUGCGGCCGGGCGAAGGAAUGGCGGCGAGGCGGAGCCGAACGACGACGGUAACGACGAUGCAUUGCUGGAGAGUAUUCCAUUUGCAUGCAUAAUUUGCAAAGAAUCAUACAAAAGUCCUAUCGUGACAAAGUGCGGACACUACUUCUGCGAGGCGUGCGCAUUGAAGAGGUACAGAAGAGAUCCUUCGUGUGCGGCCUGUGGGACAGGAACUGGUGGGGUGUUUAAUGUUGCGAAGAAGUUGAACAAAUUAUUGGAUAGGAAGAAGGAGCGGGAAAGGGAGAGAGAACUGGAGAAACAGAAGGCUGAUGCGGAAGGUGCUUGA